Sporothrix brasiliensis 5110 is the source of this 2658-nucleotide messenger RNA. Its product is annotated as r3h domain protein. Lineage: Eukaryota; Fungi; Ascomycota; Sordariomycetes; Ophiostomatales; Ophiostomataceae. Gene Ontology annotation, biological process: galactose metabolic process. Gene Ontology annotation, molecular function: nucleic acid binding. Bases 1 to 2658 code for a protein of 885 amino acids. The record is from RefSeq and is a predicted model, not a curated record. The transcript is spliced from 3 exons.
AUGGCGACAGAAACGGGAAAGAUGUCUUUUGCCAAGGUGGCCGCGUCUGCAUCGAAAAAGGAUCUGCCAACGACUACGAUGUCCCAACAGGACUCCUCCAAAUCCCGGCACGAUAGCGCACCCAAUGCCGUCAACGGCAAGCCUUUCCCAUCGACGGGCAGUGUCAAGCCGCCAAAGAAGACAGUUGCUGUCCCAGAAAAGCCAGCAGCCUCAACACCAGCUGUCCCAAAUAAGACAGAGGCAGCAGCGGCAGGGAAUUCCGUCGCGGACGGCUUAGCGGGGCUGCAAAUCUCCCCUACAAACCCAGGCCUGGUGCUGGAUGAUGCCACCCUAGAUGCAGCUGCCGACGGGCAGGCAGGCACAGCUGGCACUUCGAGCACCGCUGCGAGUGCUGCCGUCAGUGCGGCUGCUAGCGCCACAGCCAGCGCCAACCAGACCACGCCGUCUUCGUCUGACGAUGUGUCGCAGAAGGCGGAUUCCAGCUCCGAUCUGGGCACGAAGCCGCCGAGUCUGGACGGCAAGAGCAUCACAUCUGGGACGACGUUUAAUGCUCUCGACGAAAAGGAGUCGCUGCGCCCGGACGACAGCGCCAGCGUGAAGGCGGCCGCCGACGAGGACGACUCGUUCUCGGUCCGUCGGUCGUUGCUUGUGUCCUCGCGCAUGGGGUCGGAUGUGGCUGCGCGCGUCCAACGCAUCCAGCUCGGCGACAUGCCACCCCGCCUCGUCCCGCUCACUAGCCAGGAGCCCGCGGUGUCCGGUGUGGCGACCCCGCACAGUAUCUCGUCGGAGCAGCAGCCCGUGACGGAGGCCCGUGUGCAGCUGGCCACCAGCACGUCCACGCCCGGCGGCCUGAACGGCCAGAACCCAGACGAAAAGCUGCUCGAUGCCAUGGCUUCGCAAAAGAACCGCGUCUUCCUCCUCCGGCUCGAGAGCGAGGUCGUCGAUUUCGUGCAGAACUCAAAGGAGCCCUUUAUGGACCUGCCGCCGAGCAACUCAUUCUGCCGCAUGCUCACGCACAAGCUGGCCGACUACUAUCACAUGACGCACUCCUUUGAGGCUGUGGCCGGCUCGGUGCGCAUCUACCGCACGCCGUUCUGUCGCGUGCCGCCGCCUCUGGCCAGCUUCGUGCCCGUCAACACACCCGAGAGCACGAACGCUCCCCCACAGAUUGUCAAACCGAGGAAGAUUAUGCGGCGUGGCGAGGAGUUCGACCAGCCGGCGAGUACCGGCCCCUCCAAGCCCACGUCUGAAGACGGCAGCGACUUGAAAGAAAAGGCGCCGCCUGCCAAGGAGAAGAUGACGCGCGAAGAGCGCGAGGAAGCCUACAACAGGGCCAGAGAGCGCAUCUUCGCCAUGCCCACCGAAUCGUCCACGCCCGAGAACGACGACGGUACCGGCAUCUCGCGCGCCAGCUCCGUCUCCGCCAAAGACAAGGCUGCCCAGGGCAAAAAGGCCAAGACGGCCAAGCAACGCCGCGACGACUCGGAGAGCUUCGACUCGCGCUCGCAGUACACCCCAUUCUACCACCACUCACAACAGGCCACCUGGGUCAACCCGCAGUUUAUGCCAACAGGAAACCUGGCGAGCUUCCCCUACAAUGCCCAGCAGCAGCAGCAGCAGCAGCAGCAGCAGCACCAGCCGAACCAGCCGAACCAGCCGAACCAACAGCCACACGGGGCGCAGUAUCCAAACAACAUGCAACCGCCAAUUGCAUACGGCACACCGCAGACCGCGUAUCCACCUGUCGUUUCCAGCAACGGCCCUGUCCCACCGGCAAAUGGAAUGGCUCAUCCCCAAAUGCAGCCGCAGCCUUAUAACAACGGCGCUGCCUACCCAUCGCCACAAGCGCGGUCGGUCGCUCCGAACAGUGCCCUCCCAGCUGGCAUGACCUACGCGUACGGCCAACUGCCGGCGCAUUACAAUCCUAACGACCCAAAGGCGCAACAUCCCAUCCCCGGCAGCUACGCCGGAACGUAUACCCGCCAUGGCUUCAACCCCAAGACGCAAUCGUUUGUGCCAGGAACGGGCCCGAUGGCGAUGCCCAUGGCGAUGCCCAUGGCGAUGCCCAUGGCGAUACCCAUCCCGAUGUCCGGUCCCCACGGCGCAUAUGGCGCGACCAACGGGCCUGGGCCUGUGCCAAUGGGAAUGAGCCCUGGGCAGAACCAAGGCAGCAUGCCCUAUAACACCGGCGGCUACCAGCAGCCCAGUCUGUCAACAUCGCCGUACGGCAGCAGCACGACAUCGAGCUACGGAAUGAUGCGCCAGGGAUCAGGAAGCUCGACGUCCGCCUACCCGAUGGGACAGCAGCCGUACCCAGGGCCUGUCGCCUACCAUGACCCAUAUGGCAACACCCUGGCACACGGGCCGCCACUCCCCGGCGCGCCUGGCCCUGGCCAUCUUCCGCCUCCGCACGGCCCGCCACAUGCAGCUCCCCUUGGCGCUCCCCUUGGCGCUCCACGAGGACCAUCUCAUUACAAGAUGAAUGCUCCGCACAAUGCCGCCCAGGGGCCCAAAAAGACAAACGGUGCACCGGCGCCAAAGGGGCCUGGCCAGUCGAAUGGCACAUCACAGGGCCAAAAGGGUUCGGGCCAGGCGUAUGGAAACCUGCCCAACUACGGCAAUCCGGCAACUCUGCCGCAGAAGCCCACGUCUGCAUAA